AUGUCUGCAAGGAAAGGAAGAGUUGAAAAGGCUUCUGCCGUCGACGAUGGCGUUUCAAUGAUUCUCGAAUAUCUUACGAAAGUUCUCCGAGAGCUACACCAAAACGAAAAGAUAGAGGGUCGAGUAUCCGGGAAACAGACAGUCUACCACGCUUUGCAGGCCCCAGACGACGAUGCUACUCCGGAAGCCAUUGCAGCUCUGGACAACGAUAUCAAGAUUCUACAGGAUCAGCUUACGGGGCUAAAGGCUGACGAGAAAAAGGCACGAGCGGAGCUAGCCACGCUUAACGCGAAACCCUUACUGUCCGAGAUCCGGAAGGAUAUUGGCCAACUUGAACUAGAAAAAGAAGAAAUCACGACUAAUCUGGCCAGACUACGCAGAAAUAACCCUACCCAAGUUUCCCUGGAGGAAAGAACAAAGAUCGAACGCGAAUGGAAGAUCUGGCAGAGGCAUGUCAACGUGCGCCGCAGGAUCUGCCGCGAGUUGUGGGGGAGGUGUUCCGAUGUUUUGCCUGAGGAUAUGACCCGCGAGGAGCUCUGGGUUCGUUCGGAAAACUUCAUCCCCCGUAUUAUUGGUAUCUUCUUUGUUGAAUUCCAUUCAUUCUAA
Molecule: messenger RNA, 606 nt
Organism: Monascus purpureus
Lineage: Eukaryota; Fungi; Ascomycota; Eurotiomycetes; Eurotiales; Aspergillaceae
Source: the annotation of a GenBank genome assembly